This is a messenger RNA of Pygocentrus nattereri (red-bellied piranha), 2765 nucleotides long. RefSeq names its product mab-21-like 2 (gene mab21l2). NCBI's taxonomy places the organism in Eukaryota, Metazoa, Chordata, Actinopteri, Characiformes, Serrasalmidae. The record is from RefSeq and is a predicted model, not a curated record. The coding region runs from base 527 to 1606 and encodes 359 amino acids. The transcript has 3 exons.
AUUCAUAAAGUAUAACGCGCGCGGAGCAGAGUGGAGGAUUGGGAGACACGCGACAUAGGCACACGCACAGGCACGCAGGCAGGACACGCAGGUAGGACACGCAGGUGCGCUGGUGCACGCUGGCAGGUGCAGAAGGACACGCUCAGGGUGACAGCAGGAACAGAUGAGCACAGAGGAGUAACGGGACAGGCACGCAAGCAGAGAGAGACUGGGACACAGGCACACACUCUCUCUCCUGUUCUCUCUCUGUGUCUCUCUCUCUGUCUGCUAUACUCUUCCUCCUCUUCCUGCCCCGGUCUGACGUCCAUCCGCUCUGCACUUCUCCCAAACUUUCUCCACUCUCUUUCUCCCUCUCUUUUCUCCCCUCUCUCUCCCUUUCUCCCUCUUCUCCUUCUCCCUCUGUUUUUCUCUCUCUCUCUCUGUUUCUCCCCGGUCUUGGUGGGUGCGCCGGUGGGGCGGCGAGUGAACGUUGGAUCCCUCGGCGUACUGCGACCCUCCGGUGUUCAGCCCGGACCUCUGCCCCAACAUGAUUGCCACACAGGCCAAGUUGGUCUAUCAGCUCAACAAAUACUACACUGAGCGCUGCCAGGCACGCAAGGCCGCCAUUGCCAAGACCAUCCGAGAGGUCUGCAAGGUGGUCUCUGACGUCCUAAAAGAGGUGGAGGUGCAGGAACCCAGGUUCAUCAGCUCCCUCAGCGAGAUCGAUGCAAGAUAUGAGGGAAUGGAGGUGGUGUCCCCCACCGAGUUUGAGGUGGUGCUCUAUCUCAACCAGAUGGGUGUCUUUAACUUUGUGGAUGACGGCUCACUGCCCGGCUGUGCUGUACUGAAACUGAGCGAUGGCCGAAAGCGCAGCAUGUCCCUAUGGGUUGAGUUCAUCACAGCAUCCGGAUACCUGUCCGCACGCAAGAUACGCUCACGCUUCCAAACACUGGUGGCUCAGGCUGUGGACAAGUGCAGCUACAGGGACGUAGUGAAGAUGGUGGCGGACACAAGCGAGGUCAGACUGCGCAUCCGCGAGCGCUACGUAGUGCAGAUCACACCAGCAUUCAAGUGCACGGGGAUCUGGCCUCGCAGUGCCGCCCAGUGGCCGAUGCCACACAUCCCGUGGCCUGGCCCAAACCGGGUGGCAGAGGUGAAGGCGGAGGGCUUUAACCUGCUGUCCAAGGAGUGCUACUCGCUUACUGGAAAGCAGAGUUCGGCAGAGAGCGAUGCCUGGGUGCUGCAGUUCGCAGAGGCGGAGAACCGACUGCUGCUUUCGGGCUGCAGGAAGAAGUGCCUGAGCAUCCUGAAGACGCUGCGGGACCGUCACUUGGAGUUGCCUGGCCAACCGCUCAACAACUACCACAUGAAGACGCUGCUGCUGUACGAGUGCGAGAAGCACCCACGCGAGUCCGACUGGGACGAAUCGUGUCUCGGGGACCGCCUCAAUGGCAUCCUGCUGCAGCUCAUAUCCUGCCUGCAGUGCCGCCGCUGCCCGCACUACUUCCUGCCCAACCUGGACCUGUUUCAGGGCAAGCCGCACUCUGCGCUCGAGGCCGCUGCUAAGCAGACCUGGAGGCUAGCCAGGGAGAUCCUCACCAAUGCUAAGAGCCUGGACAAGCUGUGAUACAAAGACAUAACAUAACACACAUACAUAUACAUACAUACAUACACGUACACUCAGUUGGGGGAGAUGGUCAUUAGCUAAGAUCAUCAAUGCUAAGAUGACCAAUGCUAAGGUGACCAUCACUAAAAAGUCAAUGACGACCAAUGCUUGGAUGAGGAAAACACUUCUACACUUUCUGACACUGCGGGCUGGCUUGUUAGUGCUGAAAAGGCUAAGAUGACUAUCUCUAAGAAUGCCAAGAUGAAGAGUGCUACAGGCAACUGCACACUGGACACGAACAGAAUCCAAAAAUACAAAACUAGUGUUUAAUGAAGGUGUUCUCUGUUGAUGUUUGGCAGCGCUCAGCAGUUUACGUUCGCUGGAGCACCACUCAGCAUUUUACCUUUACAACAGUCUUUAAGAUAAACAGACAGAUGUUAAUUUUCUAACACAUCAGUAAACAUUAUUGGCCUAGCAUUCUUUUAACCUUGUAACUUUUAGUUUGGAGAGUGAAUGAAGAGUUGGUUAGCUGAUACCAAAUGUGAUAAAUACACAAAAAUUUGAAGGUUUUAAUCCAUUAAAUCUAUACAAGUAAAGUAUAGCUCUGGCUGUGACACUUUGUGUUACCUUUCGGCAUAUAAAAUGCUACACCAGUGAGCAACGGCCUUGAGCGCCUGCACUAAGGUCUGAGGAGGACAGUCUUUGGACGCUGGAGAGAAUCAAUGCUAAGGAUGCUAAGAAUGCUAAGAGCUAAGAUGAUCAACACUAAGAGUUCUAAAGUGACUGUCACUAAAAACACUAAGACGACCAGUGCUAAGAGCCUGGACAAGCUCUAAGGAGGAUGGAGGCUCUGACACACGGACACUGGAGAUGGUCAAUGCUCAGAAUGCUAAGAAUGCUGAGAUGAACACCGCUAAGGAGGCUAAGAUCCUGACAGAGUUUUGUGCAGAGGAACUCGACUGACCCUAAACUGGACUUUGUGGCCACAGAGCAGAGAUGAAGGUACAGACUCUCUAAAAUAACGUCAUCAUUCUGUUUGGCUUUUACUGUUUUCACAAAGUGAAAAAAAAAACUUUUUCUUCUUCCUCUUUUCCUGUUCAUUUCUUAUUUAAGUACUUGAUGCACAAUAUCUUUAAAUGUUUAAACUGAAGAAAAAAAACCCCAGACAAAAAUAAAUGUA